AUGACGAAAAAAGGCCGUCCAGAUGGAGUUGCAGUACAACAGGGUGGAGGCAUUGACGGCACAAGCGGGUCUCUGUUCUUAAGAGCAUCAGAUCGAUAUCCAAGAACGCCAAAGUGCGCCAGAUGUAGAAAUCACGGAGUCGUGUCGGCUCUGAAGGGACAUAAAAGAUACUGCAGAUGGAGAGAUUGUGUGUGCGCUAAAUGUACACUGAUUGCAGAAAGGCAAAGAGUUAUGGCUGCCCAGGUGGCACUGAGGAGACAACAAGCGCAGGAGGAGAACGAAGCGCGUGAGUUGGGCUUGUUAUACGGACCAAACGGGUUGUUGCAGAUGAAUCCAGAAACAAUGGACUACUUUCCUGAAGCCAAAAGUUACCUGCAACAACAACAGCAGCAGGGUUUGAAGAUAGACCCUUCUCUGGGUGGGUCAGCAGAAGAUAAAACUGGACCGACUGAAAAUAAUCCGUCGACACCAGGGCAGGCACAGUCGGCUGUUCAGUCAGACAGCAGUCAAAAAGCGAGCGAUGAGUCAAGGUCCCCAAGUCACCAAAGCAAAUCUCACCUGACGGACCAGUGUGAAUCUAGGGCUGCCAAGAGACCCCGCAGAGAUACUGAAGCCGAAGAGCAAAGUUCUGGAUCUUCAUCGCCCGUUGGUGUUGACUCCCCUAGAAGUGAAUCUGCAAAAGGACACGACCCACUACACGUCCGAUCCCCAACUCCUACUGCAGACAGUUACUCGCCCAAAAUCCUUCAAGGCUCAGCCUCUCCUUAUCGGACGCCAUCUCGAGAGUCCCGGCUGUCAUCACCUGCAGCUGCCACCAAAUCAGAGUUCUACAGCCAGGCCAUGUCUCUAGAAGAAAUGAUGCUGUCUUCAGCAUCGUCAUCCAGUAAGAGGUCUCCGCUUAACAUGCUGUGCCGUGUCUUUCCACACAUGAAGCGCGGUGUCUUGCAGCUGAUUCUCCAAGGCUGCAACAACGACAUGGUCCAAGCCAUUGAACAAGUUCUCAACAACCACAAUUCUAGUAGUAUCAGUUCCGACCUUCAGACAGGCCACAGCGCCUCCCCUAUCUCUCUGCCUUUGGGUGGUUUAGGAGUUGGAGCCGCCUUUGGAGCUUUUCAAUCCGGACUUCCAGACUCCAGCUUCUUCCCACAAGCCUACAUCCCCCCUACGUUUGGAUCCACGCCGUUCAAAUCAGCAUUCUCCCCUAUUAGUUCCCCACCAACUGCACAUCUCAAUUCUAUACGAUACACCUAUGGAUCUGCCCCUACGUCCCGGGCAAACAGCAUCCCUGCAAGCCUAGCAAUUCCCUACCCACCGUUGCUACCAAGCUUAGCCCUGAGCUCCAGCUACGCCUAUGGAAGUCUUUCUAGCACCAACAAAGCUCUGCACUAUGCCAUUGGAUGCUCCUGCUGCCCCUCUAAGCCGUACUCGACUCAGACUGGAGACAAGACAGCUGGCUGUAUCGGUGACUAA
This is a messenger RNA of Candidula unifasciata, 1470 nucleotides long. The record is from the annotation of a GenBank genome assembly. NCBI's taxonomy places the organism in Eukaryota, Metazoa, Mollusca, Gastropoda, Stylommatophora, Geomitridae.